Molecule: messenger RNA, 1652 nt
Organism: Neoarius graeffei (lesser salmon catfish)
Lineage: Eukaryota; Metazoa; Chordata; Actinopteri; Siluriformes; Ariidae
Gene: pax3a
Product: paired box 3a
Exons: 9
Coding region: 1-1467 (488 amino acids)
Biological process (GO): anatomical structure development; regulation of transcription by RNA polymerase II
Molecular function (GO): RNA polymerase II cis-regulatory region sequence-specific DNA binding; DNA-binding transcription factor activity, RNA polymerase II-specific
Source: RefSeq, a predicted model, not a curated record
AUGGCCGCCUUAGCAGGGGGCAUUCCCAGGAUGGUGCGCCCCACGCCACCCCAAAACUACCCAAGAGGGGGCUAUUCGCUCGAAGUUUCCACACCUUUAGGCCAGGGCCGAGUAAACCAGCUCGGCGGUGUGUUCAUUAACGGACGCCCCUUACCCAACCACAUUCGCCAUAAGAUAGUAGAAAUGGCACAUCACGGGAUCCGACCGUGCGUCAUCUCGCGCCAGCUGCGCGUCUCACACGGCUGCGUGUCCAAAAUCCUAUGCAGGUACCAGGAGACGGGAUCCAUCCGCCCUGGUGCUAUCGGAGGUAGCAAGCCGAAGCAGAACACCAGUCCCGACGUGGAUAAGAAAAUCGAGGAAUAUAAGAGAGAGAACCCGGGAAUGUUCAGUUGGGAGAUCCGAGACAAGCUGCUGAAAGACGGCAUCUGUGACAGAAACAACGUGCCCUCAGUCAGCUCGAUCAGCCGCAUACUGCGCUGUAAGUUUGGUGGGAAUGGGGAGGAUGAGGAGGACGAUGAUGAAGUUGAAAAGAGGGAGCUUGAGGAAAACGAAAGACGUGCCAAACACAGCAUCGAUGGUAUUCUCGGAGACAGAUCGAGCCAUUCGGAUGAGGGUUCAGAUGUAGACUCAGAGCCAGGCCUGCCUCUGAAGAGAAAACAGAGGCGCAGCCGCACGACAUUCACUGCUGAGCAGCUUGAGGAGCUGGAGAGAGCUUUUGAGCGCACACACUACCCCGACAUCUACACACGAGAGGAGCUUGCCCAAAGAGCCAAACUUACUGAGGCGAGAGUGCAGGUGUGGUUCAGCAACAGACGGGCUCGCUGGAGGAAGCAGGCAGGAGCCAAUCAGCUGAUGGCAUUCAAUCACCUGAUUCCUGGCGGAUUCCCACCAUCAGCCAUGUCGAGCCUACAGCCUUACCAGCUUCCGGAAAGUCCUUACUCUGCUUCCUCCAUCCCACAAGCAAUGUCAGAACAGGCCAGCACAGUGCACAGGCCUCAACCUCUUCCACCGACUUCUGUACAUCAGAGCAGUCUGGCCACUGCCCCGGGAGCCCAGGAUGCCACUUCAGCCUAUUGCCUUUCUUCAGGCCGUCAUGGCUUCACAGGCUACUCAGACAGUUUUGUGCCUGCACCGAGCCACUCUAACCCGGUCAACCCUGCUAUCACCAAUGGCCUCUCAACACAGGUGAUGGGACUGUUGAACCCAGGAGGUGUGCCUCACCAGCCGCAGGGAGACUUCUCUCUCUCCCCUCUCACUGGUUCUCUGGAGCCCAGUGCGGGCAUGGCUGCCAGCUGCCACUCAUCACAGAGACUGGAGUCUCUUUCCGGACUGGCCAGCAUGCCUUCUCUGCCCAGCUCACAGUCUUAUUGCCCGCCCAGCUACAGCUCGCCUGCCUACAGCGUCGACCACAUGGCACCGUACCAAUAUAGCCAGUAUGGGCAAAGUAAGGUGCCUUUCAUUAUUUGAAGCCCAACAUCAACUAAGCAGGAAGAAGUGAGCAGUAGAAAAGAGGGGACGUUAAAAUGCUCUGACAGAAACCACCUGCUCUUCAGCUCAUCUCGUGACCUCUGACAUCCACUUCCAGAUCCAUGCCUACCCACAAUCCCCCUGGCAUCAGGAUGGUUCUGAUCCAGCCGCACCACACACUCAUG